GAUAAUCUGUUCCCUUUUUUACUCCAGUCACAUGAAAGCAAAUAUUGAUCGGCCACUGAUAUAUAAGAAGGCAACAUGUUAAUGUCACGUGAACAUUAAUUCGAGUUUCAACUUCUCAAGAUUUUAGGGUCAAUAGUUGACAUCUGAAUAUUUUAGUGCUCAGCUCAUCUAGUGAGUAUUGAUAUGUCUAGUAUCAACCAAUGGCUAACAAAAGCUUAAUAUUUAAUAUAAAAACAAUUUAAAGAAAAAUGGUUAUACUUUUCUAUUAGUAGUAAAGAAUAUCAUAUUAUAGUCAACCAACUGGAUUUGGAUUACAAGUCAACCACUUUUGAACUACAAAUACGUCCACAAAGGCUCCUCGUUUCUUCUUCACACAAAUCUCUAUUUCUAAAGUUAAGUUAACUCUAAAACGUUAAAAUGGCAAUCCAAAACGCGAUUCUAAAACACGCUCUUAUUCAUUUCCUCUUUAUUUUAGCAAUUUUGGCCGAGAAUGCGUUCACACAAAAUUGCAUGGAUACUAGUUGUCCUGGCCUAAAGCAAUGUUGCAGCAGAUGGGGUUCCCGUGGCACCGGAGAAGAUUACUGCGGAUUUUUUUGUUUCAGUGGACCUUGCAAUAUCAAAGGUAAAUAUUACGGCUAUGACUAUAACGUGGAAGCAGGACCGGGUGGUAAAAUAGAGAGUAUCAUCACACCAGCGUUGUUCGACAGCAUCAUGAGCAAAGUUGAAAGCAACUGCUCUGCAAAAGGAUUCUACAAUUAUAAAGCUUUCAUUACCGCUUUCAAAUCAUUUGGAGCUUACAAAGGAAAAGUGGCUAAACGCGAGAUCGCCGCCAUAUUUGCUCAUUUCUCAUAUGGAUCUAAAGGCUUUUGUUACAAAGAAGAAAUAUCUCCCGAGAAGUACUGUUCAAAGAGCAAGAAAUACCCUUGUGAACCAGGGAAAUACUACUAUGGUCGCGGUUUGCUCCAAUCAAUCACGUGGAACGAGUAUUAUGGUGCGGCUUGCAAGCACUUAGGGCUACCUCUACUGAAGGAUCCAGAUCUGGUGGCUCGUAGCCCAGAAGUGGCUUUCAAAUUCGCCAUGUGGUUUUGGAAUAGGAACGUGCGUCCGGCUUUGUACUUAGGAUUUGGUGAAAUCACAAAGAGGGUCGAUGGCCGAGAAUGCAGUAACUGGCGUCGCGACGGUCCGAAUAGCAAGGUCAAACAAUACAUAGAGUUCUGCAAGAUGCUUGGGGUCACUCCUGAUCAAGGUCUCGAUUGUUUUUAGUCACUAAUAUGCUAUCACUACCAUUUAAAAAAAAAAUAUAUAUAUAUAGUUGACAAAAAAGCAAAAAAUAAUAUAUAUAUAUAUAUAUAUACUACUUGUAAUAAUUCGAACCUAUCUACCUCAAGGAAUCUAUGAAUUUUAUAAACAAUCAAAAUGACAAACUUUAAUAAAUGUUUCUUUUUUCAUUUAGAAUACAAGAAAUCAGUUCAGUUAAGAAAUAUAUAGUAAAGCUCUUUUCAGUUCGUAAAAAGUUGUUAUGUAGAGAAAAAAAUCUUGAUAAUAUUAUAAAAUAAUGACUAAAACGAAAUAUUAAGGUACUAUAAAAUUGUAUCCAAGGCGAAGAUUUAUUGUUUAGUGGUAAAUGGUGUUUAUGUUCUCGAUAAGUUACCACAUGGGUUCAUCAAAUUUGGUAUAAUGGUAAUGACUGAAUAAUAAUAGAAAAAGAAGAAGCCUGCGACAUGGGGAGAACAUGAAGGAUGAAAAGCAAGAAAAUGAGUAAAAGAAGGUGAUUCAAAAACCUUUAUUUAUGAUAUCCCAGUCACCCACCAAGUCACCAACCCACAUCCAAUAUAUAGUAAUCAUUCAAGCACAGAAUGAGGUUGAAAGAGAGACUUUAAGUUUUAGUUCGAAAUUUUACCCCAAAAUGGGUUGAGAGAUCCGGUUACUAAAAUAUUUGCUUUAAUAAUCAAGCUGAAUCAAUCACACUAAACUUUCUUGCUAGUUUUUAAUCUAGAUGCCGAGAUGUAGUUUAUGUUUUUACUGAUGUUUUAUUUAAUUAAUCUUUAUAGAUGAUGGCGACAUCCAGCUCUUCAUAAU
Brassica napus (rape) is the source of this 2079-nucleotide messenger RNA. RefSeq names its product inactive endochitinase At2g43600. Gene Ontology annotation, biological process: carbohydrate metabolic process; chitin catabolic process; cell wall macromolecule catabolic process. The coding region runs from base 418 to 1263 and encodes 281 amino acids. NCBI's taxonomy places the organism in Eukaryota, Viridiplantae, Streptophyta, Magnoliopsida, Brassicales, Brassicaceae. The record is from RefSeq and is a predicted model, not a curated record. The transcript has 2 exons. Gene Ontology annotation, molecular function: chitin binding; chitinase activity.